AUGGAUAAGUUUUUGUAUUUUAGUUUACAAAUAAUCAGAUCAGCGGCAGAACUAGGAGAAUAUUAUUUGCUUGUCUUUCAUAAAGUCCCCUCGAUGAUUAUUUGUCAGAUGACGCAGAGGAGCCAUAUAAAAGCUCAGGGUCGGAUUAUUUACCAGACUCAGGCAAACAAGGAAGCUCCUGGACAUGAUGUGCUGCAGCUAGGCAUAACAGAAAUGGUACCAAAUAAUGAAAGUCCACUUGAGGAUGAGAAUAAACAGAAAAAGUCCAGAAAACGAAAAUCUCUUCCAAAAACAUGGAAACGUUAUGAAAAUAAAGAGAACAAAAAUAAAGGAAAGGCAUAUAAAACAUAUUCAGGCAAAAAAUCCUUGUAUUGGAAAACGUUUAUGUAA
Acanthoscelides obtectus is the source of this 390-nucleotide messenger RNA. The record is from the annotation of a GenBank genome assembly. NCBI's taxonomy places the organism in Eukaryota, Metazoa, Arthropoda, Insecta, Coleoptera, Chrysomelidae.